Molecule: messenger RNA, 2450 nt
Organism: Mastomys coucha (southern multimammate mouse)
Lineage: Eukaryota; Metazoa; Chordata; Mammalia; Rodentia; Muridae
Gene: S100pbp
Product: S100P binding protein
Exons: 7
Coding region: 242-1411 (389 amino acids)
Cellular component (GO): nucleus; cytosol
Molecular function (GO): calcium-dependent protein binding
Source: RefSeq, a predicted model, not a curated record
CCUCCCCCUGGUGUUGGCCCCGCUGCCUCGGGGUGGGGGAGGUCGUGAAGGGGGCGAUAAAAUGGCGCAGGGGGCGGAGUGAGGUGCUGCGGCUCGCCCAGGCUCUGGCCCGGCUUCCGGAGGAAGGUGGGAGUCAAUCACUUUGACAAGUCUCCUGAAAGGAACAGCCAGCAGGAGUUGAAACCUUUUUCCAUUUGGUCUCGUGGCAAAGGCAGAGAUUGCUUCAGCAGCUCCACACAAUAUGACGUGUUCACUCUUGCCCUCUGAACAGUCUUCUGGAACCUCUUUUCUGCCUAAAGACAAUGCCUCAUUUUCUUGGGGUUCUUCGGAUGAAGAUGAGUUGGAUGACUCCUUGUUGGAGUUUUCUGAUGGAGAAGAAGAUGAUGGCCAUUUCAGCUUCACAGAGGAAGAGAUUGAGAUGCUCUUGAAGGAUGAUGAUGGUGGGCAUAAUGAGUAUAGAGCGAGAAAGAGUCAAAUUCUACCCGAUACUCCUCAAGAAAAUUCUUUGUACAGCUUGGGACCAGCAGCUGAAACCCCUGGCUUUCUCAAACUACCUCAAUUAAGUACAUCAGUUGGUCAUGGACCAGUUCCUAGUAAAUCAUUAAACAGACACUUUGUACUUGAAAAGAAUCUUAUAAAAGUAACUGUUGUUGCACCAUUUAAUCCAACAGUUUGUGAUCCUGUGCUUGAUAAAGACAAGAUCGAUUCCUCCAAAGAAACAGAAAAACCUGCCUCCCUUCAGGAACAGACGAGAGAAGACGAUCCUCAUCCUAAUGAGAGUAAACGGUGUACUGAACCUGAAGGGGUCAGUCCCAGUAACUCUGCUUGGGAUGGGCCCCUGCUCUCUUCUCCUUCAAACAAUAGCAUCGAACAAACUGUCUCUGAUAAAAAUAUACCUGAAAGUAAGAAACCUACCCCUGUGUUCUCUCAGAUCUCCAACCAUUCAGAGGUACCCAACAGGAAAAAUAGUGGAUCACAUAAAUCAGGUUCUGAAGUGAGAAUUCCAGUUGUGUCCAGUUCAUCAAACAGACAUGCCUUUGACAAGGAUUCUGGGGAGGCGAAAGGUGAGAGAAGACUAGGCAAAGUCAUUCCUGUUCUACAAACCAGAACCAGUGUCAGUAAAAUGAAGCUAACAGUGCCUUCUCUACAGCCUCGCAAGGUUAUUUUGAAAGACAUGCUAGUGAAACACUGUAUAAAACCAAAAUUUCCAUCUACGAGGAUGCCUGAUCACAUAUUUGAUAGGAAGAUGUUUUCACAAUCAGAUCUAGAAAAACAGAAGGACAUUUAUCUCAGCAAAGUCAUGGCUCAUAUAGAAGACCCAGGGGACUCUAACCAAGAAGCUGUUGCAAGCCAAAGUGGAGGUUAUACUGUCUUAUUCAGUUUGAACCAGUGGCUGAUGGGAAAUUUCUAAAGAGAAAGGAGCAGAAUUGAAGACAUGUAAUGUUGGGUGGUUUUAAACUGAUAAAAAGAUUUUUUCCCAUAAAGGUAAUUCUGUAUUCUGUUUUGUUUAGCUUCUUUCCUUAUUCAACAAACUUUGUAGAGUACUUUUAGAAGUGUUAAGUUUGAAAAUUAGGAACUGGAGACAUAAGCAAUGGGUCUUGGCCUGCGGUGGAAAUUCAUGUCUAGAGAAUAUUAUAUUAAAAUAUUGAUUCGUUUUCUAAAGAAACACUUAGAUUAAUGUAGAAACCAGGAAAGAACUCACCUGUGUAUUUUAGAAGAGUGGAGGUGAUUGAGAAAGAUGUCCUAAAAGGUUCAUAGAACAAUUAAUGAACUGGUACUCAGGGCUGUCCUAAGGAAGGGCAUAGGGAAGUUGUUCUGCAGUGAAAACUUCUUUCUCUUGAAAAUCCUGGGUUAGUAGUUUCUUUUUUUAAAGGUUUAGAAUGCUAAUAGCAAUCAGAAAUUUUUAAAAAUAAGUCACUUUAGUUUUUGCUCAAGAUUUUAUUAAGCACUCAGUUAUCACUGAUGUUCCUCUCUUAGCCCCUGCUUGUGAGGUCUGUCUGUUUGAACCGUUAGGUCUGGUUCAAGUAAAGACAUUUUCCCACCCAGUUGUUGGAGGGCAGACUUCACAGAGAUUUGUCCCUUGCUCACCUUCAGACUUGUUUUAAUAAAGCCUGUAUGUUUUUGUCUCUCCCUCUGAGGCAGCCUCUUUGAUAUCCUAGGGCAUGUGCUGAUAUCUAGGUAUAUUUUUCUUUUUCAUUUGAGGUGUUCAAAGAAAAUUUCUCAUGCAAAGCAAGGCACAGUGGUUCACUUUUUUUCAUCCUUUCUAUUUGCUUUCUUAUUCAGCAAUUUCUCUCCCAAAAUUACUACAAUUUAUAUUAUAUUUUUAAGGAAUGGCUAGAAAUACAGUAGGAAAGCAGCAGACUUUAGUGGUCGAAAAAAAAAUAAAGUUCAGACUUCUAGGUUUAUUUUUAUUUAUUUUCUUGUUAUAUUUUCCUUGUACACAUAUUUGC